AUGCGAUGCGCGAGCAAGGCCGCUGAGAGCGCGUCCGCACGUCUCUGUGCGGACGCCGAAGCAGAAACCACAGCAACUGAUGUCUCAUCGGUUGCUGAAGCGACUCAGCCUGUGUCACUUGGUGAUACAGGCGCUGGUCAUGAAGACACUCAUGUCUUCACAGAGUAUGAGCUCGGUGUCUCAUACUCUCCUGAUACGGAAGACGGAUCCGUAUCGACGUCGAUCGAAUCAAAGCCGCCUGCCAAGCGUGGCAUGGAUGAUGCUAUGCGUCGUAGCAUCUUUGGUUCAUCUGAUGAAUCAGAUGAACCACCGCGAAGCGAAGGCGCUCGAGGUCGCGAGACUCGGGCGCUAACAGUGGAAGAGCGGGACCGCAAUGUGUUGCGUCUCGCUCCUGAAAAGAAGGCAUGGAUGCCUCCUAAAUCCGUCAUGGAUCACUUGUCGACGACGACGAGUGAUCGUUAUCGAACACGAUUGUUCGAUUCGUCAAGGAUCCAUCACCUUGACCCCAGUGCGAAAAACUAUCGCGCUGAACAUGAAUUCUUCAUCGAUGUUUUCUUCAAACAUCGAUGGUACAGUGGAAAUCACAAACGUGAUGGUCCCUCACUGCUUCAAGCGUGGAACGCUUACAUCCACAACCUUGAGGAUGUAGGUCGUGACGCUUGGAACGACAAACUUAUCAAAGCUCGUGAUAAGUUUGAAAAGCGAAACCCAACAGGUGCACGCUAUAAGCUGCAUCGUCUGUCAAGGGAGAAAGGAUUACCCUGCCUCUAA
Peronospora matthiolae is the source of this 771-nucleotide messenger RNA. The record is from the annotation of a GenBank genome assembly. Lineage: Eukaryota; Oomycota; Peronosporomycetes; Peronosporales; Peronosporaceae.